Ambispora leptoticha is the source of this 241-nucleotide messenger RNA. The record is from the annotation of a GenBank genome assembly. Lineage: Eukaryota; Fungi; Glomeromycota; Glomeromycetes; Archaeosporales; Ambisporaceae.
AUGACUGAUAUUGAAGAGAUUAUUGAUCUGUAUGCAGAAAUACCUAGUUUUCAUAAAGAUUAUACCUAUCUACUUAAUCAAUUACCACAAUCAUUAAUAAAUGAUGCAUGGAAACAUCUUAUAACUAGAAAAAGAAUCAAGUUAACAAAUAUAGAAGCUAGUUAUAUAAAUUCUGAAAUUGAAUCAUUUUUAAAACGUGAAAUUGAAAGAUAUAAUAGACAAAAGCUACAAAGUUCUAAAG